CUUUGAAGCAAUAUUUAUUAGGGUUCUAACUCCAUCGGCAAAUGAUAUCUCCUUCCCCAUGGCGAUUUCAGGCCUAAAUUUCGCUUGCAGACCUCAUGUCACUAUAAGGCCCCCUCUCCUUCACUUCAUACGCAAAUUCCGGUUCAGUUCUGUUGCCGCGAUUGAAGCUCUAGAUGAGCCGGUUAAUGGGAAACUUUACAAUUCUGCGACUUCUCAAGGAACAGGUGAAGAAAAUAGCACGAUGCCUGAAUGGAAGAAAUUGAAUUCUAAGGACCUUGGAAUUAGGACUUCAAGAAUUCCGGAGCCUACUAGGAAAGUUCUUAAUGUUCUCAAGGACAGAGGUUACGAAGUUUACCUUGUAGGAGGUUGUGUACGGGAUCUAAUCUUAAAUAGAAUACCAAAGGACUUUGACAUACUUACUUCUGCUGAACUUGAAAAGGUGGUUGGGAUGUUUUCUUUUUGUAGCAUAGUCGGCAGACGUUUUCCUAUAUGUCAUGUUAACAUUGAUGGUACCAUUGUGGAGGUUUCAAGUUUUAGUACCUCCAGGGAAAAGUUUACCGGGGAUGUAAAUCAUGAGUUGGUGAGACAUUUUGGCAAUGAUGAAAAGAAUGUUGACCGAUGGAGGAAUUGUUUGCAGCGAGACUUUACUAUUAACGGAUUGAUGUUUGAUCCAUAUUCAAAAGAGGUGUAUGAUUACACGAGAGGCAUUGAAGAUAUAAGAAAAGCUAAAGUCCGAACUGUGAUUCCUGCAAGUACUUCUUUUCAAGAGGAUUGUGCUCGCAUUCUACGUGCAGUAAGGAUUGCUGCCCGUUUGGGAUUUCGUUUUUCAAACAAAACAGCUUAUUUUGUUAAAAGUCUCUCUCCCUCAAUAUUGAGACUGGAUAAGGCAAGGCUCUUGAUGGAAGUGAAUUACAUGCUGGCUUAUGGUUCUGCAGAAGCAUCUCUGAGAUUAUUGUGGAGAUUCAAGCUUCUUGAAUUGCUUCUACCAAUUCAGGCAAGAUAUUUUGUGCGCCAAGGCUUUGGGAGACAUGACACGAGAUCGAACAUGCUUCUGGCUGUGUUUUCGAAUUUGGAUAAGCUUCUGGGACCUGACAGGCCAUGCCACAGUAGUCUAUGGGUUGGUAUUUUAGCAUUCCAUGAGGCUCUGUCUGAACAUCCCAGGGAUACUUCAGUGAUUGCUGCAUUUAGCCUUGCUGUCCACAAUGGUGGGGAUAUGUCAGAAGCAGUAGACAUAACAAAAAGAAUCACCAGGCCACAUGAUAUCAGUUUUCCUGAACUAUCAGAACCCCAGAAUCUGGACUCGCAAGAACUUAUAAACGAGGUUAUGCAUCUUGCAGAUUCUGUCAAGGAUGCGCUGACUAAGAUGACAUAUAGAUGUUACAACCUUCGAGCACAAAAUUCAGAUCCGGCAUUUAUCUCCCCGCCAUUAUCUUCAAAAGCUUGCAGAAUUUUUGACUGCGUUCGAGAUGGUGUAGGAAAGGGAUUUGUGUCAAAGCAAGGCAGCGAGAUCAACUAUCGCUUGUUAGCUUGGGGAAGCCUUGAGGAGGUCCGCCGUGUUUUUGCAAGAACUGUGUUUGACACCGUGUACCCUCUACGACUAACACAAACUAGGACGACAUAGUUCAAUAUGCGGUAAUUGAUUGCAGGCAAGGCACAGCCAGAAUUAUGAUUUUUCACAGAAAGAAGCGAUUUUUCGGCAGAUUGCGUCAGUUGUGCAUGGACGGUGCGAAUGAAAUUACUAAUGUUUUUUCAUGCUCACAAAGUAAGACCGGGAAGCUCUAUUUUCUUUCAUCCUACAUCAAUUAUUUUAGUGAUUACAGACAUUUGAAUUCUUGAUGUUGAGUAACUAUUAUACUACAACCACUCGGCGAUAGCUUAGUAGGUUAUAUCUCUGGACUUGGGGAGUAGGCGUCCUAAUCCAUCUUUUGAGUCCCUAUUCAUGAGUUUCGGUUUAGUCUUACAUGUUGCCAUUUGGUUGGGAUUGUUAUGAUCUCUGAAGAUCCAAGUUUACACUCA
Molecule: messenger RNA, 2016 nt
Organism: Tripterygium wilfordii
Lineage: Eukaryota; Viridiplantae; Streptophyta; Magnoliopsida; Celastrales; Celastraceae
Product: poly(A) polymerase I-like
Exons: 14
Coding region: 59-1621 (520 amino acids)
Biological process (GO): RNA processing
Molecular function (GO): RNA binding; nucleotidyltransferase activity
Source: RefSeq, a predicted model, not a curated record